AACAUAUUCGUAUAGAUAAAGAGAAAAUUACAAGAUAUAUAUGUCAUGCUUUAGUUUUGAAACUUUGCAUUAUUGUAGGACUUUAAGGUUUUAGUUUCAUGAUCUUAAUCAUGGAAGUAUUGUGUUUUCUUUUUUGGGUAAAUAAAGUUUAUUUUCAUGAUCUUUAUCAUGCAAAUAUUGCUACUUUUUUUUUUCGCUUGGGAUCCGAGGCAUAACAUCAACAAUCUUUCUUGGUGGUGACAGAUCAAAAUGAGCUGAAAGUCUCUAUGCUUUCUAUCUAUCUUGAAGAAGAGCCUAGCCUUGCUUGUUAGCUGUUUCGAUAUCAGAGCCUUUUUAAGUCGAUGGUAUAGGGCGUUCGAUAUGUCCAUGGAAGGAGCAAUGGUUAAAACACGCAAAAUAACAUUGGUGUUCGUGCUCGUGUCCGUGCUACUUAUGUCAAACUCAUGCAGUGGUGACACUGAGUCUGAGCUACUCUUGUCCGUCAAAUCCUCGAUCCAUGAUCCGUUGCACACUCUCUCUACUUGGAUCCCUUCUGUUUCCUUUUGUAAAUGGAAUGGUAUCGUUUGUGACAACUCCUCCCACGUCAAGAAAAUUGAACUUUCCGGGAAAAACAUUUCCGGGAAAAUCCCCGGAUCAGUUUUCCUUUUGCCCUAUACUGAAAAAAUCGACCUCUCAAGCAAUCAACUCCUUGGAAAAAUCCCAAGCCAUAUCUCAACAUGUCUUUCUCUUCGACAUCUCAAUCUUAGCAACAAUAAUUUAACCGGUUCCAUCCCCAAGACCCCGAUUUCACAGCUCGAAACCUUGGAUCUCUCGAACAACAUGCUUUCGGGGGAAAUCCCUGAGGAAAUCGGAUUCUUUUCUGGCCUCAAGUUCCUUGAUCUUGGUGGAAAUGUUUUGGUGGGAAGAAUUCCAAAGUCUAUCACAAACAUCACAAGUUUGCAAGUCUUGACUUUGGCUUCUAACCAAUUGGUUGGUGAAAUCCCAAGAGAAUUAGGCCUAAUGAAGAGCUUAAACUGGAUUUACUUGGGAUACAACAAUCUCUCCGGCGGAAUUCCGAAGGAAAUCGGAGAAUUAACCUCUCUCACUCAUCUUGAUCUUGUAUUCAACAAUCUCACCGGAGAAAUUCCCAACUCUCUUGGUAAUCUCACCAACCUUCACAACCUCUUUCUCUACUUAAACAAGCUCACUGGUCCCAUUCCUCGAUCCAUUUUCGGCCUCACAAAGUUAUUAUCCCUCGAUUUCAGUGAUAAUUUCUUGUCCGGUGAGAUCCCGGAACUUGUAAUGCAAUUGGAGAAGUUGGAAAUUCUUCAUUUGUUUUCCAACAAUUUUUCCGGGAAAAUUCCUAAUGCUUUAGCUUCUUUGCACCAUCUCCAAGUCCUCCAACUAUGGUCCAACAAUUUAACCGGUGCCAUCCCGAAAAAUCUUGGAAAACAAAAUAAUCUCACCGUAUUGGACCUUUCCGGCAACAAUCUCACCGGAAAAAUUCCCGAAACACUUUGUGAAUCGAGCCAGCUUUUUAAGCUCAUCCUCUUCUCCAAUUCCCUCCAAGGUGAAAUUCCCAAGAGUCUGAGUCACUGCAUGAGUUUACGCCGAGUGCGUAUUCAAAACAACCGAUUCUCCGGUGAGCUGUCCCCGGAGCUCACCAAGCUGCCACUGGUUUACUUCCUUGAUAUCUCAGGCAACAAUAUCUCCGGCUCAAUCAGCAACCGGAAAUGGGAUAUGCCGGAACUUCAAAUGCUGAAUUUGGCAGGAAACAAGUUUUCCGGUGACCUUCCGGAGUCAUAUGGCAGCAAUAAGUUGGAGAACUUGGACUUAUCGGAAAAUGGUUUUUCAGGUACAAUUCCGGUGAGUUAUGGGAACUUAUCGGAGCUAAUGGAACUGAAUUUAAACGGAAACAAGCUCUCCGGCAACAUUCCUGAAGAAUUAUCUUCGUGUCAAAAGCUUGUGAGUUUAGACCUAAGCCAUAAUCAGCUCACUGGCCAAAUUCCCACUAGUCUCUCCGAAAUGCCGGUUUUAGGUCAGCUCGAUUUGUCCGUUAACCAGUUAUCCGGUGAAGUUCCGGCUGAUUUAGGAAAGGUGGAGUCACUUGUUGAAGUCAAUAUCUCCCACAAUCACUUCCAUGGUGGUUUACCGGCCACCGGAGCGUUCCUCGCUAUCAACUCGAGUGCAGUCGCUGGCAAUGACCUCUGCAGCCGCAUCUCUUCGAGUGGUUUGCCGCCAUGCAAAGGCGUAAAAAACCAGGUUUGGUGGUUCUCCAUAGCUUGUCUUCUGGCUGCCUUGGUGGUGCUUGUACUAGCUGCACUUGUGAUAGUGUUUGUUCGAAAACGAAAUGAGUUGCAGUUGAAGAGAGUUGAAAAACAUGAAGACGGGACUUGGGAGUUGCAAUUUUUCGACUCUAGGGUUUCGAAAGAAAUAACAAUUGUUGAUAUAUUGUCGUCGAAACGUGAUGAAAAUGUCAUUUCUAGAGGAAGGAAAGGGGAUUUAUACAGAGGAAUGUCCACCAUGAAUACCAUGCAAUUUGUUGUGAAGGAAUUGAAUGAAAUCAAUGCAGUUACAGCAAGUUUUUGGACAGAAGUGGCUGAACUAGGGAAGCUUCGGCAUCCGAACAUCGUUAAGCUCAUCGGAAUGUGCCGGUCGGAAAAGGGCGGGUUCUUGGUGUAUGAGUACAUUGAAGGGAGGAGUUUGGGUGAAGUUCUAAGAGGUUUGAGUUGGGAAAGAAGGCGAAGAAUAGCCAUGGGAAUUGCUAAAGCUCUUCGUUAUCUGCAUUCUUGUUGUUCGCCUAGUGUUGUCGUCGGUGAACUCUCGACGGAGAAGAUCAUUGUGGACGGAGAAGACGUGGCUCGCCUGAGAUUGUGCCUCCCCGGACUGGUUUUUACGGACACCAAGUGCUUCAUUUCGUCAGCAUACAUUGCCCCAGAAAGUAGAGACACAAAAGACAUCACAGAUAAGAGUGAUAUCUAUGGCUUUGGGCUCAUCUUGAUCGAACUACUCACCGGAAAAAGUCCGGCGGAUGCCGAGUUCGGCAUGCACCAGAGCAUUGUUGAGUGGGCUCGGUAUUGCUACUCAGAUUGUCAUCUUGACACGUGGGUCGAUCCAGCGAUCAGGUUAAUUAACGCAUCCAACGGUCAGAAUGGGAUUGUGGAGACCAUGAAUCUUGCCCUGCGAUGCACCGCGGAUGACCCCAUGGCUAGACCAUAUGCAAGCGAUGUAGCAAAAACCCUAGAGUCUGUUAUAAGACCAAGUAUUUGUGUUUUAGGUCUCAAGUUUUGAUAUAUUUCUUCUUCUUUUUUCUUUCUUUUUUACUUCAUGAUUUUCUUUUCAGGUUUUUCCUUAUGUUGCAUUUGGCAGCAUCGAAUCGGUGCCUUGAAAUUGAAACCGGAAGAAAUUCUUAACAAUUCAAGGCGCCAAUAAGUGCUCCCAAACAUAACAUAAUUUAUUUUUCUUUUGACUAUAAUUAAUUGAGUGUUAGUCAAAUCUUUUGUUUGAUGUUAUGAUGUAAUACUACCGAGUGUAAAAAUGUAGAUAAGAUCAAAUGCAGCUUAUAUAUGAAUUACCUUCUCUUAAACGUC
Molecule: messenger RNA, 3569 nt
Organism: Cornus florida
Lineage: Eukaryota; Viridiplantae; Streptophyta; Magnoliopsida; Cornales; Cornaceae
Product: leucine-rich repeat receptor-like serine/threonine-protein kinase SKM1
Exons: 3
Coding region: 361-3270 (969 amino acids)
Biological process (GO): protein phosphorylation
Molecular function (GO): ATP binding; protein binding; protein kinase activity
Source: RefSeq, a predicted model, not a curated record